GCCCCUAAUCACAGAAAUCCUGCAAGACAGGCGGGAUUUAAUCCUGAUUUUUUGGGAGGGAUGGGAGGAAAAGGAGCUCUGCUCCUUUAAGCUUGGAGAAACUUCUUUAAAUUCAGGUGGAGUCAGGAUUUCCUGGGCUAUAAAGUUGCAGGGAGAGGCAGAGGCAGCAGCUGCUUUGCUCAGAUCUUACCCAGCCUCACCAUGAGGGAGUGCAUUUCCAUCCACAUCGGGCAGGCCGGAGUGCAGAUGGGCAACGCCUGCUGGGAGCUCUACUGCCUGGAGCACGGCAUCCAGGCCGACGGGACCAUUCCCAGCUCCAAGCAGGCGAAAUCCGCGGAUCCCAACUCCGAGCAAGUGGAUUCCUCCUUCGAGACCUUCUUCUGCGAGACGGCGUCUGGCAAACACGUGCCCCGGGCCGUGUUCAUAGACCUGGAGCCCACUGUCAUUGAUGAGAUCAGGACGGGGCCCUACCACGGGCUCUUCCACCCGGAGCAGCUCAUCAGCGGCAAGGAGGAUGCUGCCAACAACUACGCCCGCGGCCACUACACCAUCGGCAAGGAGAUCAUCGACACCGUGCUCAGCAGGAUCCGAAAGAUGGCCGACCAGUGCAGUGGGCUCCAAGGCUUCCUGGUCUUCCACAGCUUCGGAGGAGGCACCGGCUCCGGCUUCACGUCGCUCCUGAUGGAGCGGCUCUCCGUGGAGUACAGCAAGAAAUCCAAGCUGGAAUUCUCGGUGUACCCGGCGCCGCAGGUGUCCACGGCCGUGGUGGAGCCCUACAACUCCAUCCUGACCACGCACACCACGCUGGAGCACUCGGACUGCUCCUUCAUGGUGGACAACGAGGCCAUCUACGACAUCUGCCACCGCAACCUGGACAUCGAGCGCCCCACCUACACCAACCUGAACCGCCUGAUCGGGCAGAUCGUGUCGUCCGUCACGGCCUCGCUGCGCUUCAACGGCGCCCUCAACGUCGACCUCAUCGAGUUCCAGACCAACCUGGUGCCCUACCCGCGCAUCCACUUCCCGCUCACCACCUACGCGCCCAUCGUCUCGGCAGAGAAGGCCUACCACGAGCAGCUCUCCGUGCCGGAGAUCACCAACGCCUGCUUCGAGUUCUCCAACCAGAUGGUGAAGUGCGACCCGCGCCGCGGCAAGUACAUGGCGUGCUGCCUGCUGUACCGCGGCGACGUCGUGCCCAAGGACGUCAACGCCGCCAUCGCCGCCAUCAAGACGCGCCGCUCCAUCCAGUUCGUGGACUGGUGUCCUACUGGUUUCAAGGUGGGCAUCAACUACCAGCCGCCCACCGUGGUGCCAGGGGGAGACCUGGCCAAGGUGCAGAGGGCGGUGUGCAUGCUCAGCAACACCACGGCCAUCGCCGAGGCCUGGGCACGCCUGGACCACAAGUUUGACCUGAUGUACGCCAAGAGGGCCUUCGUGCACUGGUACGUGGGGGAGGGCAUGGAGGAGGGGGAGUUCUCCGAGGCCAGGGAGGACCUGGCGGCCUUGGAGAAGGAUUACGAGGAGGUCGGGAGGGACUCGGCGGACGGAGAGGAGGAGGAGGGCGAUGAGGAUGAGUAUUGACCUCGGCUGGAACCCAAACUUCUGUCCCCGAUUCCUGAGGGGCGGCCUGGACCUCGAUGGUGUUUGAUGUAUUAAACCUCCCCUGCUUGCAUAGUUUGGGCUGGCAGAGCUCCUCUGUAGCCUGGGUGUCCUGAGCUUUACCCCACUGCUGUUUCUUGAUGAGUGACGCUGGGUCGGGCCUGACUUAGGCCUGACACCCCGCCUAAGCCAGGAGAUCCCGGUCCCUGACCCAGGGAAUGUUGCAAGCUGCCUGCUUUGGCUGGAAUGGCAAACUCCCGCUCUGGCUUUUUUUGUGUAAGAGCACUUUUGGGAUUAGAAACGCACCUGUAAACUCCUACGCAAAUGGCUUUUUGUAUAUGAAUAAAGAGGGGUUUUUUGGUUGGCUCGGAAUUCCUUGGAUUUGCCCCGGGUG
This is a messenger RNA of Prinia subflava (tawny-flanked prinia), 1993 nucleotides long. It is a transcript of the gene TUBAL3, whose product is annotated as tubulin alpha like 3. Gene Ontology annotation, biological process: mitotic cell cycle; microtubule cytoskeleton organization. Gene Ontology annotation, cellular component: cytoplasm; microtubule. Gene Ontology annotation, molecular function: structural constituent of cytoskeleton; GTP binding. The record is from RefSeq and is a predicted model, not a curated record. The transcript has 4 exons. Lineage: Eukaryota; Metazoa; Chordata; Aves; Passeriformes; Cisticolidae. The coding region runs from base 202 to 1581 and encodes 459 amino acids.